GAGAGAGAGAGAGAGAGAGUUGGACCGCGCGCUCUGCUCCAUCGACCCGCACAGACGCUUCUCCCGGACGUUGGCCACAGUCCCUGCCGCUGUCGGGGUGUUUUUCGGGGGUUAUGCCACAGGAGGAUCCUCGGUCUGCAUCAUGCUGCUGGGCUCUUUGGUAGUGGUUGUGAUCGGCCUGUGGGCAUCGAACGUCAGCAGAGCUUAUGUGUUUCAAGCGAGCCGGCCGGCAGAGGGAGGAGACAACCCACCGUCUCACACUAAAGUCAUCUCAGAGUGGGUCAGCUCAGCGGGCUCGUGUAAGGGGAGGUGCUUCGAGCUGGAGGAGGCCAAACCUCCGGGAUGCAGAUGUGACAAUCUGUGUAAAACCUACUACAGCUGCUGCUCGGACUUCGACGAGCACUGUCUGAAAACAGCGGGAGGCUUCGAGUGUUCGCAGGAUCGCUGUGAGGAGCAGAGGAACGACGACCAUGCCUGCCACUGCUCGGAGGACUGCCUGGACAGAGGAGACUGCUGCUCCAACUACAGAUCGCUCUGCAAAGGUGAGACCUCAUGGGUGCAGGGAGACUGUGAGGAGAUCAGGAGCGCAGAAUGUCCUGCAGGCUUCAUCCGUCCCCCCCUCAUCAUGAUGUCCGUGGACGGAUUCAGAGCCUCGUAUCUGAAGAAGGGGAAAUCUGUCAUUCCCAACAUACAAAAGCUCAGAUCGUGUGGAACUUCAGCCCCGUACAUGCGACCAGUCUACCCAUCAAAGACCUUCCCAAACCUAUACACCCUGGCCACAGGUCUUUACCCGGAGUCCCAUGGCAUUGUGGGUAACACCAUGCACGACCGAGUGUUUAACGCCACCUUCAGCCUGCGCACCCGAGAGAAGCUGAACCACCGCUGGUGGGGGGGGCAGCCGAUCUGGAUCACGGCUCAGGAGCAGGGAGUGAAAGCCGGGACUUUCUUCUGGCCUUGGGUGAUUCCUCUGGAGAGAAGGAUCCUGACCAUCCUGCGUUGGCUGCUUCUCCCCGACGACGAGAGGCCGUACGUUUACGCCGUGCACUCGGAGCAGCCCGACACCUACGGACACCGGCUGGGGCCGCUCAGCACCGAGCUGGAUAACCCUCUGAGGGAGCUGGACAACAUCAUCGGUCAGCUGAUGAACGGUCUGAAGCAGAUGAACCUGCAUCGCUGCGUCAACGUCAUCAUCGUCGGAGACCACGGUAUGGAGGAGGCUCACUGUGACCGGACUGAGUUCCUCAGCAGUUACCCUCUCAACAUCGACGAGAUCAUGCUGAUCCCCGGCUCUCUGGGCAGAAUACGACCCCGCGACCCCAAAUCCAGCACAUACGACCCCAAAGUAGUUGUUGCUAACCUCACAUGCAAAAUGCCGACUCAGCACUUCAAGCCGUACCUGAAGCAGCAUUUACCCAAGAGGCUUCACUACGCCAACAACCGCCGGAUCGAGGACGUCCACCUGCUGAUGGAGAGGAAGUGGCACAUCGCUAAGAAAAUGCCGGAGAGGCUGAGGUCUCGUUGUGGUUUCUUUGGCGACCACGGCUUCGACAACAAGAUCACCAGCAUGAGGACGAUCUUUAUGGGCCACGGGCCGAGCUUCAAGUACCAGAAGAGAGUUCCAGAGUUCGAUAACAUCGAGUUAUACAACGUCAUGUGUGACCUGCUGGGCCUGAAGCCGGCUCCGAACAACGGGACCCACGGCUCCCUGAACGACAUGUUGAAGGAGCCGCCGCACCGGCCCAGCAUGCCGGAGGAGGUGACGGAGCCGUCGCCGGCGUCCGACGCAGAGGUCACCGUGACGCACGACCUGGGCUGCAGCUGCGAUGAUGAGAACAAAGUGGAGGAGAUAAUGGAAGCGUUCAGUCCUGCACCGGAUGGAAUCUACAGCUACAACAACACACUCUUGCCGUUUGGUCGUCCGGCCGUGAUGUUCGAUUCCCACUACAGUUUACUUCAUCAUGUGGAGUUCAUCAGUGGAUACAGCAAAGAGCUGGCAAUGCCUCUGUGGACGUCAUACACACUUCCACGACAGGAGGACUUGACUCCCGUCCCGGACGUGUCCCCCGGUGCUCAGUGUGUCCGGGUCGACUCCAGAGUGUCGGCUGAUCACAGUCAGAGCUGCACCACCUACAGUCAGAACAACCACCUCACACACGGCUUCCUGUUCCCACCAGAGCUGGCGUCGUCUCCCGAGUCCAGAUACGACGCUUCGCUCAUCACCAACACGGUUCCCAUGUUCCCGGCCUUCAAGAGAAUGUGGAGCUACCUGCAGGGGGCGCUGCUGAGACGUUACGCAGAGGAGCAGAACGGCAUCAACGUGCUCGCUGGGCCCGUGUUCGACUUCAACCACGACGGCCUCCGCGACACCACGGAGACGAUUAAAGAGUCCUCCCCCGGGUCUCCGCCCGUCCCCACCCACUUCUACACGGUGGUGACGAGCUGCGAGGAGCUGAACCAGACGCUGGACGAGUGUGACGGUGCGUUCAGGGUCUUCAGCUUCCUGCUCCCCCACAGACCCGACAACAGCGAGGCCUGCAACAGCGCCGAGGACGAGUCGGCGUGGGUUGAGGACCUGCUGAAGCUCCAUACGGCCCGAGUCCGAGAUGUGGAGAUCCUGACGGGACUGGACCUCUACCGAUCCACCAACCUCACCUACACCAGCACCCUGAGCCUCAAAACCCACCUGCACACCUUUGAGAGUGACGACUAGACACACACACACAGAGACAGACACACAGACACACACACAACAGGAUUUAGCCGUUUGUAGAAGUCCUGCGUUUUCACCACAUGCUCGCUGGACGGCCAGCGCAUCGUUGUUCCACUCCUGAGGAACCGCCGGGAAGUGCUUGGAAAAGGGGGAGCACAUUUAAAAUUUGAAUUUGUUUGUUAAGUAGUAGCUUGAAGAUUAUACAGGAAUAUUUAGAACCCUCCAGGAAAUCUGAGAAUGGAUCAGCUAGCACAGGAAUGACGCAGGAUAGGGGAAUAUUCUCAUAAACUCAUAAAUACAGAUUACACAGUGCACUGCAUCCUCGGGCAGAAAGGACCGUACCAGGGCUCCAUGACUCAUAUUCCAACUAGCAUCCAUUGAUGUAGCAUUUACAAAGUAAUUAAUGUUGUUUAUAACUUAGUAUACUCGUGACACUGGUUAUAGUUUUGUCGUGGAUCACAACGUGUUUGUUGUGGUCUCAAACUAACCUUGAAAUUAGAUUCUCAUGUUGUAUGAAUAAGAACUGAAGCCUGAAAGAAAUCACAAAAUAAUAAACGUGAGUCUAGAACAAGUUUGAAUCAUUUGUGGUUAACGUGAUAAAACACAGAGAAGUUGCUGGUGUGGUUCUGUCAAGGAAAAGUUUGAAAUGUUUGGGGAAUGCACUUGUUUAUUUUUCUUGCUGAGAAGUCAAUGACUGCCUUCUCAAUUAGCUUAGCUUAGCAUAGCUUAGCAUCACUCGUUUUAACAUUGGGGCGUUGCUCGUGCAGGCGGAUGUUUUCUGCCUUUGGACCAAAGACUGUAAAUAAAGAUGGACGAUGCGUCUCCAUGUCCUCCCACAUCCAGAAAUUCAGAUAAGAUAUCACGGAUGAGAACGGCCAUCAUCUCGCACAUUUGGAACGAACGGGAUGGAGCGCCGGCUUCAAGGUUCACGACCAAUCACGGGUCAGUCUCAGCAGUCAAUCAUGAUGUUUCAGAUAACCAAUUAAAAACAAACUUGAUUAAAGCCAGAAACACGAGAAUGUAAACAUACGUCUGUGAUAAGAUCGAGCUACAUGAACAGAAAGAUCUCUAACGUCUACUUUAACUUUUUAAUUUGGUUCGUGUCCCAUCCCCUAACAUGGAGGAGGUUUAUGACCUAUUCUGCAGCCGGCCACCAUGUCGUUCAUCUUUAUUUACAAUCAAUGAAUUUGGACAGAGCCGGGCUAGCCGUUUCCCCCUGUUUCCAGUCUUUGUGCUAAGCUAAGCUAACCAUCUCCUCGCUUUAAUAUUUAACAAACACACGAUUGAUUUUAAGCAAGAGAGUAAAUAAGUGAAUGUGAUCACCGGGGUCAGAAAAUAUCCAGAGGUAAUAAAAACAGAAUAUAAAUAAUAAAUACAUUCCAUUAUUACUAGUGUCCGACCAAAGUUCUUAUGAUUGAUUUGGAAAACAAUUGUUUUGGUUCCAAAAAUAUUCUUGUGUGGCCGAAAGCGACGGAGAAGAAAAUACUGAACAACACAAACUGUGGGUCAAUAACAUAGAUGGUCAAAUACACAGAGACGUUUCCAGCAGCAGACACAUUGAAAUGUACCAAUGGAAACUUUCUUUGCCAUAAAACAAGUUCAACAACAAAUGAAAUGUUGCAGAUUAAGAAUACAAGAGAUUAGCAGUUAAUUUCUAACUAACCCUAGUGCACACAUGGUAUUUUAGACAUUAAACCCAUCAUCUAGGUGUAUAUUUUUAUCCAAUUUUUUCAUAUUUAUUGCGUAGCAUCAUGAAAGCACCAGCACCGAGUGUGACAGUGUAAUUCACUGUGAUAACAUAGAUCACUGAUGUUGUGUUGUUGUGUGUUUCACAGACGUGAUGACACUGAUGCUGCCGUAAAGGAACAUUAUUUAGUUUUAUUCUUUUACAGUUUUAAAUCCAUGACAUGAACCAGAUGUUUGAAACCUCCUCUGGUUCCAGUCUGAGCUCUGUACCCGCCUGAGCGGGGGAAGUGUGGAAAACUCACAUCUGACCCAGACGGACGUAAAGAAGGGAUUUAUAAAGAGACAAAUUCAUAACUCCUAAUAACUUUCAUUAACACAGAUCUAAAUAGAAUCAAAUACAAAGAAUAAUCACUUCUGCAAAAUGAGUGAAGCCUCAAACUGGUUCCCACAGUCGACCUCGUCUCCUCGUUCCACUUCCUGCAUUAACACGUUAAACAGAUCCCAGCAGCCAGAACCUGCACUUUGUUCAUGUUUGCUAUUUACUAACGUUUCCUUUAUGAGUUAACAUAACCAACUUUCUUGUUAAUCAGUAGAACAGAGACAAUAAUCAGUAAAAUGUCAUAAAGCUUCCUCAGAGCUCGUCAAGCUGCAGAUGAGGCCAUGUUUAUUCCUGUUGUCUUUCAAAAUAAAAGCCGUAGAGAAUUGAAAAUAA
Molecule: messenger RNA, 5108 nt
Organism: Hippoglossus stenolepis (Pacific halibut)
Lineage: Eukaryota; Metazoa; Chordata; Actinopteri; Pleuronectiformes; Pleuronectidae
Gene: enpp2l
Product: ectonucleotide pyrophosphatase/phosphodiesterase family member 2
Exons: 25
Coding region: 143-2710 (855 amino acids)
Biological process (GO): immune response; phosphatidylcholine catabolic process
Molecular function (GO): calcium ion binding; alkylglycerophosphoethanolamine phosphodiesterase activity; nucleic acid binding
Source: RefSeq, a predicted model, not a curated record